This is a messenger RNA of Dissoconium aciculare CBS 342.82, 1500 nucleotides long. Its product is annotated as DEAD-domain-containing protein. Gene Ontology annotation, cellular component: P-body; cytoplasmic stress granule. The transcript has 2 exons. Bases 1 to 1500 code for a protein of 499 amino acids. The record is from RefSeq and is a predicted model, not a curated record. Gene Ontology annotation, molecular function: mRNA binding; ATP binding; RNA helicase activity. Gene Ontology annotation, biological process: P-body assembly; cytoplasmic stress granule assembly. Lineage: Eukaryota; Fungi; Ascomycota; Dothideomycetes; Mycosphaerellales; Dissoconiaceae.
AUGGCGUCCGAGCUGUCAAAUAAGCUCGAGGCGACCAGUCUCAACGACAGCACACCAAAUGCAGGCGAUUAUCGGGCAGGCCUAAAGGCCCCACCAAAGGACAACCGACACCAAACCGAAGAUGUUACGGCGACAAAGGGAAUAGAGUUCGAGGAGUUCUACUUGAAGCGAGAACUGUUAAUGGGAAUCUUUGAGGCUGGUUUUGAGAAGCCGUCACCCAUUCAAGAAGAGACCAUUCCGGUUGCGCUGACUGGGCGGGAUGUUCUGGCGCGUGCCAAGAACGGUACUGGCAAGACUGCGGCCUUCGUGAUUCCCACACUGGAACGUGUCAAUGCAAAGGUCGACAAAAUCCAAGCUCUUCUCCUCGUGCCAACGCGAGAGUUGGCGCUGCAAACAUCACAAGUAUGCAAGACCCUCGGCAAGCACUUGGGGAUCAAUGUCAUGGUCACAACCGGAGGUACUGGCCUACGCGAUGAUAUCAUGCGCUUGAAUGAACCUGUUCACAUCGUUGUCGGCACACCUGGACGUAUUCUUGAUUUGGCGUCCAAGGGAGUAGCAGAUCUUUCACAUGCGCAAACAUUUGUCAUGGACGAAGCCGAUAAGCUGCUGUCACCCGAAUUCACCGUCACCAUCGAACAGCUCCUACAAUUCCACCCGAAAGAUCGACAGGUCAUGCUCUUUUCUGCUACAUUCCCAGUUGUCGUGAAGGAUUUCAAGGAUAAACACAUGAAUGACCCACACGAAAUCAACUUGAUGGACGAGUUGACGCUUCGCGGUAUUACUCAAUACUAUGCCUUUGUGGAGGAGAAGCAAAAGGUUCACUGUUUGAACACACUGUUCAGUCGCCUGCAGAUCAACCAGUCCAUCAUCUUCUGCAACAGCACUACCCGAGUCGAGCUUCUGGCUAAAAAGAUCACCGAAUUGGGUUAUUCCUGUUUCUACUCUCACGCCAAAAUGCUACAACAUCACAGAAAUCGCGUCUUCCAUGACUUCCGCAACGGCGCCAUGCGCAACCUUGUCUGCUCAGAUCUGUUGACCAGAGGUAUUGACAUUCAGGCUGUGAACGUCGUCAUCAACUUUGACUUUCCCAAGAAUGCAGAGACAUAUCUUCAUCGUAUUGGUCGUUCUGGUCGAUUUGGACACCUUGGUCUAGCAAUUAAUUUGAUCAAUUGGGAGGAUCGUUUCAAUCUUUACCGCAUUGAGCAGGAAUUGGGCACUGAAAUUCAGCCCAUCCCGGCUGCUAUUGACAAGUCUCUCUAUGUCUAUGACUCUCCAGAGUCUAUUCCUCGCCCCAUCAACACUGCUCCUCCAAACCAAUCUGGCCAACCUGCGAAUGGGCGUCAACAGGGCAGUGGCCAAGAUCUUCUCAACCCUGCUAACCGGACUGGCUCUGGCCACCGUGGAGGACGAGGCGGAUACGCUGGGCAGCCUCGACGAGGCGGUUUCGCACCGCGCGGUGGACCAUCGCAAGCCCCGGGUCCGCCAGCUGCGCAUGCAUAA